GGACUUAUCACGACAGCCCGUGGACGCGAUCGCAGUGCUUCCUUCGGCCGCCACAGAAGGAAUAAGGUUGCGGUUGAGGACCUCGUGGAGUUCCGGACGGAGCUUCAGGAAAUUUACAUUCCCAGUGGGGGACGGCAGUGAGGAAUCCCAAUUUCAGAAUAUAGCUUCUUCGGGUCCACCCUGGCUUAACUGCACAACUCGAACAUAAAGCUCAUCCUCCUUCUCGACGCCCAAUUGUCGAAAGCCCGAGAGCGGGAGAUACGGAGGAAGGGAGACAGCGAGAGAGACAGAGACAGAAGCAGACUACAGUGGAGAGGGGAAUCCGGAAAUAUCCGUGAAACGCUUGUAAGAAUUGCGUUCUAAGUUUCGGCAUAUGCCGGAAGAUGCCGUUUGGAUCCAGACACUCCCCUCUGUCGAGUCCAUGGACACGCUGACUUGUGGAAUUGGUGUAGACGUCCACCUUUGGCAACGAAGGGCGGCUCAUAAAACGUCAACAGCUGCGGAUCCGCGCAGGCAUGACGUCACUAUAAAACUUAGCGAAUGCGGCAUCAAAUGGCAAGACGCGCACGAGCAACUCUUCCUUCAGGAGAUCCUGGCUUGCGAGAGAGCGUGUGGGCUUCCACCGGAAUCCGACGCCCCUCACAAGCACCUCCUCCUCCCAAUCAUGUUCUGAGUCAGUCGAUCUCUUCCGUUCCAGACAAACGUCCUCGUACAUGUCGUACCUCUAGCGGUACUUAUCGUGUCAUAAAGCAGCAGCGACAGCAGCAGCAUAGGUCUCAACCGGACUCGAUCCGUCUAUUGUCUUCUUCAUGGCUGUCCUCGAGGAGUAUCUGUGGCUCGUUGUCGUCGGGGCCCUGGUGGCCUUCGGUUUCGGAUACGGAACUGGUGCCAACGAUGUGGCUAAUGCUUUCGGAACGUCCGUCGGGAGCAAAACCCUCACUCUGAGGCAGGCGGUCAUUAUUGCGUCUAUCUUCGAGUUUGCCGGAGCCCUUCUUCUGGGAAGAGUGUCGACGAAUACCAUCGCGUCCGGUAUAGCGGACAUCAACUCCUUCACCCGUGACCCGGAGGUUUAUGCUUAUGGCAUGGUCUGCGCCUUGGGAGUUGGUACAAUCUGGCUUCUUAUUACUUCCUACUUGGGACUGAACGUGUCGUCCACCCACUCUAUCAUCGGUGGAAUUAUCGGAUUUGCUUUGGUUUGGGAUGGCAGCAACGCCGUCGUGUGGGCGAAGAAGGAUACCAAUUCGUUCCCUCCCUACAAGGGAGUGGUCGCCAUCGUCAUGUCCUGGUUCAUCGCCCCCGUUAUCACCGGCCUCGUGUCCGCGUUCAUCUUCUUCGUCGUCCGCACUGCGGUUCUCCGCCGGAAGAAUGCUUACGCCCUAUCGUUCUGGACUCUUCCUCCUUUCGUCCUCAUCACCACAUGGGUCAACAUGUACUUCGUCUUCACCAAGGGUGCCAAGAAGACACUGUCCUCGUCCUCGGACUGGACGGACUCAAAGGCUGCCUGGGUGUCGGCCGUCAUCGCUGCAGGAGUUACCAUUCUGUGCAUUUUCGUCGCUCUUCCGCUUUUGAGGAGGAUGGCAAGCAAUCACUUCGACAGCGAGGGCAAUGCCAUCCAGGGAAUGCCCACAGCCUUCUCCCCACAAACCGCUUCCGAGAUGAGAACUCUGGACGAGAUCGCAGCCGGCUCGAACCAAGUGUCUCCCGUCGAUGCUGAGCCCGCUCAAUUGACAAGAUGGCAGAAGUUCAGCAAGGCAGCAACUCACGGCAUGGACGUGGAUAUCCACAAAAUUGUCAAGACGGACGACAAGAUUCACGAGAUUCACGAAUCCGCUGAGCUCUUCGAGCCUCGAGUGGAGUACGCCUUCAGUUACUUGCAGGUCUUCUCGGCCAUUUGUGUCAUCUUCGCUCACGGGGCCGGUGAGGUCGGAUACAUGGCAGGUCCGCUGGCCACCAUCUGGGACGUGUACAAGAAGGGUCAGCUCUCGAAGAAUGUCCAGCCUCCAAUCUGGGUCAUCCUCAUCGGUGCCAUCGGUCUCGUAAUCGGUCUGGCCACUUACGGAUACAAUGUCACUAGAGCCAUGGGAGUGAAGCUUGCGAAGCUGACACCCACCAGAGGAUUCGCUGCCGAGCUCGCCACCGCCUUCGUGAUCAUGAUCGCCUCUCAGUACGGUUUGCCCACAUCGUCUAGCCAGUGCAUCACCGGAGCCAUCAUCGGAGUGGGUAUCCUCGAGGGAUCGAAGGGAGUCAACUGGACCCAAUUCUUGAAGCAGUUUGCUUCAUGGGUGGCCACAUUGUUCGUCAUCGGUCUGGCUGUGGCCGCCGUGUUCGCCCAAGGAAUCUACACUCCCAGCAAAAUCCAAGGAAAGGAGGUGACCAUGUACGAGGAUCGCGUGACCAACUUGACCACUCAAGUGUACAAGGACUUCAACUCCAGCCUCCAGAGCUACCGGCCAGUUGCUGCCCAGGGCCUCCUCGUCAACCUCCCCAACACCACCUGGAAUGAUCUCAACGCCACCGUAGCCGUCAAUGCGAAUGCUGCCAAGAACUUGAUAGACCCCAAGAAGACGCAGUCAGUUGCAGUGGAAUCCAUCCUCGAUGCACUUUACAAGUCAUUGUCUCUGGUUCAAAAUAACAGCGUCUUCACACUGGGACAAAGUACAGUUUUUCCGGGGGCUGACAUCUGUAUUGAUCCUUCGACGACAAAUUUGACGACGGUCGCUUGUACCUCACCGAAGCUACUUCCAUCGUUUGCCGUGAAGACAUAGUCGUUAGAUAGUCAGAUAAUCAUGAGAGGGAUUGAAAACUGAAGGGAAUGAAUGAAAUAGAUUCCAGAUCUAUACAUUCUGAUUGAACACGGUGUUGAGCGUUGAUGUUUUGUUUGCUCCAUUGUGGACACGAACGGGUUAGAUUUUGAGAAGCGCAUAUGGUCAGCACAGUUAUCUUCAAAAACCUGAGAUUUGUGUAGAUACUAAUUUUAAUCUGAGAGUACAACUUGAUGGGAAGGCUAGAUCGUUCGAUUUCAGAAGAUUAGGAGUUCACUGUACAUGUGCCUACCGUUGUGAAUGUUCUCCUCUUUCUGAGGCUCUAUUGGCGAGGAGGAUUCAGAGCAUGGAGCUGUGGAGCUUAAGCAAUCCGAACGGUGCCAGAUUCUACAGAAGUUCAUGAAUCGGUGAUAUUUCUCACCCACGAUAGUAACAUACUUGCCAUCUGGAAAUUUGCCCCCAAUUUUCUCAGAUAUGUGUCUACUAGGCAGACCAAGAAUUGUGGAAAUUUGAAAUCAGGAAUGGAGGUUGUAGAUACAAAGCUAGAGUGUAUAAACAAAAGACAUACUGUUAGUAUCAGCAAUCACGAUCAGCAAUCAGCAAUCGUACCAACUUGUGUACCAUUGGCUUAUAGUUGCCAGAGUAAGAACUAGGAGAUUGUUCGGGGUUUUCCAAUGCUUAGAUCGGAUGAGUUUGAUGAGUGUCAAGUUAUUCAUAUUUCUAGCCUCAUUCGAGGCUUGCAGGUGUAAUCUCCGGUUACUAUUUCAAUGUACGAAUUCAUUUGUG
Messenger RNA from Marchantia polymorpha subsp. ruderalis, 3548 nucleotides. The record is from the annotation of a GenBank genome assembly. NCBI's taxonomy places the organism in Eukaryota, Viridiplantae, Streptophyta, Marchantiopsida, Marchantiales, Marchantiaceae.